Molecule: messenger RNA, 4883 nt
Organism: Talpa occidentalis (Iberian mole)
Lineage: Eukaryota; Metazoa; Chordata; Mammalia; Eulipotyphla; Talpidae
Gene: EDC4
Product: enhancer of mRNA decapping 4
Exons: 28
Coding region: 211-4545 (1444 amino acids)
Biological process (GO): deadenylation-independent decapping of nuclear-transcribed mRNA
Cellular component (GO): P-body
Molecular function (GO): protein binding
Source: RefSeq, a predicted model, not a curated record
AGCCGCUGCUCCGCGGGCCGGAAGUGGAGGCGGUUGGUGGGGUUGCCGGGGCUCAGGGACACGGCGCGGGCGGCGGUUUGCGGGCCGUGGGUGGACCGAGUGUAGGGCCGGCGUCCGGCUGUCCGGCCUUGGCGCGGCUCUGUUGGUGUAGCCCGUGUGCGGCGGCGGCGAAGCGGACCCGGCGCCGACUGGGCGCCUGCGGCUGGGCCCAUGGCCUCCUCCUGCUCGAGCAUCGACAUCGAGGACGCCACGCAGCACCUGCGGGACAUCCUCAAGCUGGACCGGCCCGCGGGGGGCCCCAGUGCAGAGAGCCAGCGGCCAUCUAACACCUACAAUGGGGACCUCAAUGGGCUCCUGGUCCCAGACCCUCUCUGCUCAGGUGAUGGUACCUCAACAAACAAGCCUGGUCUCCGCGCCAUGCCACCUAUUAACCUGCAGGAGAAGCAGGUCAUCUGCCUCUCAGGAGAUGACAGUUCCACGUGCAUUGGAAUUAUGGCCAAGGAGGUGGAGAUUGUGGCCAGUAGUGACUCUAGCAUCUCAAGCAAGGCACGGGGGAGCAAUAAGGUGAAAAUCCAGCCCGUUGCCAAGUAUGACUGGGAGCAGAAAUAUUACUAUGGCAACCUGAUUGCUGUGUCCAACUCCUUCUUGGCCUAUGCUAUUCGGGCCGCCAACAAUGGCUCAGCGAUGGUGCGGGUGAUCAGUGUCAGCACGUCAGAGCGGACCCUGCUCAAGGGCUUCACAGGCAGCGUGGCUGAUCUGGCCUUUGCACACCUCAACUCCCCACAGCUGGCCUGCCUAGAUGAGGCGGGCAACCUGUUCGUGUGGCGCUUGGCUCUGGUUAAUAGCAAAAUUCAAGAAGAGAUCUUGGUUCAUAUCCGGCAGCCAGAGGGCACUCCGCUGAACCACUUCCGCAGGAUCAUCUGGUGCCCCUUCAUCCCUGAGGAGAGCGAGGACUGCUGUGAGGAGAGCAGUCCAACCGUGGCCCUGUUGCAUGAAGAUCGGGCUGAAGUAUGGGACCUGGACAUGCUCCGCUCCAACUAUAGCACCUGGCCUGUGGACGUCAGCCAGAUCAAACAGGGCUUCAUCGUGGUGAAAGGCCACAGCACGUGCCUAAGUGAAGGGGCCCUCUCCCCUGAUGGGACUGUCCUGGCUACCGCAAGCCAUGAUGGCUUUGUCAAGUUCUGGCAGAUCUACAUUGAGGGGCAGGAUGAGCCGAGGUGUCUGCAUGAGUGGAAGCCUCAUGAUGGGCGGCCUCUCUCCUGCCUCCUGUUCUGUGACAACCACAAGAAACAGGACCCUGAGGUCCCUUUUUGGAGGUUCCUCAUUACAGGCGCUGACCAGAAUCGGGAGCUGAAAAUGUGGUGCACCGUGUCCUGGACCUGCCUGCAGACCAUUCGCUUCUCCCCAGAUAUAUUCAGCCCAGUGAGUGUGCCCCCCAGCCUCAAGGUUUGCCUGGACCUCUCAGCAGAGUACCUGAUCCUCAGCGACGUACAACGGAAGGUCCUCUACGUGAUGGAGCUGCUGCAGAACCAGGAGGAGGGCCGUGCUUGCUUCAGCUCCAUCUCAGAGUUCCUGCUCACUCACCCUGUGCUGAGCUUCGGUAUUCAGGUCGUAAGUCGCUGCCGGCUGCGUCACACUGAGGUGUUGCCUGCUGAGGAGGAGACCGACAGCCUCGGGACUGAUGGGGCCCACGGAGCCAGUGCCAUGGAGUCUGCAGCUGGGGUGCUCAUCAAGCUCUUCUGUGUGCACACCAAGGCAUUGCAAGAUGUGCAGAUCCGCUUCCAGCCACAACUCAACCCUGAUGUGGUGGCCCCACUCCCCACCCACACUGCCCAUGAGGAUUUUGCAUUUGGAGAGUCUCGGCCUGAACUGGGCUCUGAGACCCUGGGGUCAGCCUCUCACGGCUCCCAGCCUGACCUCCGCCGUAUUGUGGAGCUGCCUGCACCUGCUGACUUCCUUAGCUUGAGCAGUGAGACCAAGCCCAAGUUGAUGACUCCUGACGCCUUCAUGACACCUAGCACCUCACUCCAGCAGAUCGCUGCCUCCCCUAGUGGCAGCAGCAGCAGCAGUAGCAGUAGCAGCAGUAGCAGUAGCAGCAGCAGCUCUUCUCUUACUGCUGUCUCUGCCAUGAGCAAUACAUCGGCUGUGGACCCUACCUUGCCCAGGCCACCUGAGGAGUUGACCUUGAACCCUAAGCUGCAGCUGGAUGGCAGUCUGACAAUGAGCAGCAGCAGCAGCCUGCAGGCAAGCCCGCGCAGCCUUCUGCCUGGCCUGCUCUCGAGCCCUGCUGAAAAAUUGACUCCCAAGGGAUCUGGGCAGGUGUCUGCUGCUGCCUCUGCACUGUCCCUGGAGCUGCAGGAAGUGGAGUCUCUGGGGCUUCCGCAGGCUUCUCCCAGUCGCACCCGCUCCCCUGAUGUUAUUUCCUCAGCUUCCACUGCCCUCUCCCAGGACAUCCCUGAGAUCGCAUCUGAGGCCCUGUCCCGAGGCUUUGGCUCCUCUUCUUCUGAGGGUCUUGAGCCAGACAGUAUGGCCUCAGCUGCCUCAGCGCUACACCUGCUGUCCCCAAGACCCCGCCCAGGGCCUGAACUUGGUCCCCAGCUUGGGCUGGAUGGAGGCUCUGGGGAAGGGGAUCGGCACAGUACCCCUUCCCUCCUAGAGGUGGCCUUGACUCAGGAGGCCACAGCCCCUGACAGUCAGGUCUGGCCUACAGCACCAGACAUUACCCGUGAGACCUGCAGCAGUCUGGCAGAGAGCCCCAGAAAUGGCCUCCAGGAAAAACACAAGAGCCUGGCUUUCCACCGACCGCCUUAUCUGCUGCAGCAACAUGACAGCCAGGAUGCCAGUGCUGAGCAGAGUGACCACGAUGAUGAGGUGGCCAGCCUUGCCUCUGCUGCAGGGGGCUUUGGCAGCAAAGUGCCCACUCCCCGGCUACCUGCCAAGGACUGGAAGUCUAAGGGAUCCCCUCGCACCUCACCCAAGAUCAAGAGGAAGGGCAAGAAGGAUGAUGGGGAUUCAGCUGUGGGAUCCCGGCUCUUGGAGCACCAGGUGGCAGAGCCCCCUGAGGACUGGCCAGCAAUAAUCUGGCAACAGCAGAGAGAGCUGGCAGAGCUGCGGCACAGCCAAGAAGAGCUGCUGCAGCGUCUGUGCACCCAGCUUGAGGGCCUGCAGAGCACCGUCACAGGCCAUGUAGAACGUGCCCUAGAAUCACGGCAUGAGCAAGAGCGUAUCCUUGUGGGUAGUGGCACAGCAUGGCAUAGGGGUGGGAGCAGUGGCUGCUGCAGCUUUCUUGACUGGGGAAGGGAUAUGGGAUGUGCUCUAGGCCUGUUCCUUGACUGUAGUGCAGAGCGGCGGCUGGAGCGGGCACUGGCUGAGGGGCAGCAACGGGGUGGGCAGCUGCAGGAGCAGCUGACCCAGCAGCUGUCCCAGGCAUUAUCUUCAGCUGUGGCUGGACGCUUGGAGCGUAGCAUACGGGAUGAGAUCAAGAAGACGGUGCCUCCCUCUGUCUCUAGGAGUCUGGAGCCUGUGGCAGGCCAACUGAGCAGUUCAGUGGCCACCAAACUCUCAGCUGUGGAGGGCAGCAUGAAAGAAAAUAUCUCCAAGCUGCUCAAGUCCAAGAACUUGACAGAUGCCAUCGCCCGAGCAGCGGUGGACACAUUACAGGGGCCAAUGCAGGCCGCCUACCGUGAGGCCUUCCAGAGUGUGGUGCUGCCUGCCUUUGAGAAGAGCUGUCAGGCCAUGUUCCAGCAGAUCAAUGAUAGCUUCCGACUGGGCACACAGGAGUACUUGCAGCAGCUAGAGAACCACAUGAAGAGCCGUAAGGCACGGGAGCAGGAGGCGAGGGAGCCAGUGUUGGCCCAGCUGCGGGGCCUGGUCAGCACACUGCAGGGUGCCACGGAACAGAUGGCCGCCACUGUGUCCAGCAGUGUUCGGGCUGAGGUGCAACACCAGCUGCACGUGGCUGUGGGCAGCCUGCAGGAGUCAAUUUUAGCACAGGUACAGCGCAUUGUUAAGGGUGAGGUGAGUGUGGCACUCAAGGAGCAGCAGGCCGCCGUCACUUCUAGCAUCAUGCAGGCUAUGCGCUCAGCUGCUGGCACACCUGUCCCAGCUGCCCACCUCGACUGCCAGGCUCAGCAAGCCCAUAUCCUACAGUUGCUGCAACAGGGCCACCUCAACCAGGCCUUCCAGCAGGCCCUGACAGCUGCGGACCUGAACCUGGUGCUGUAUGUGUGUGAGACUGUGGACCCUGGCCAGGUUUUUGGGCAGCCACCUUGCCCACUCUCCCAGCCCGUGCUCCUUUCCCUCAUCCAGCAGCUAGCCUCUGACCUUGGCACUCGAACUGACCUCAAGCUCAGCUACUUGGAAGAAGCAGUGAUGCACCUGGACCACAGUGACCCCAUUACUCGGGACCACAUGGGCUCCGUCAUGGCCCAAGUACGCCAGAAACUCUUCCAGUUCAUGCAGGCCGAGCCACACAAUUCACUUGGCAAAGCAGCCCGGCGUCUCAGCCUCAUGCUGCAUGGCCUUGUGACCCCCAGCCUCCCGUAGCUAGCCUGCCUUGCCUAGGAGUGAGGUGGCACUGGAGGCCAGCAGACAGGCCUAGGCCGUGACGGGUCAAGCCUGCCCCUUACCUGCUCAGGCUCCUACAUCUGGAGUGCUGGGGCGGGGGGCAAGGUUGUGGUAGCCAGCUGGUUUAGGUUGGGCUCAGGGUGGGUAUUGUGCCUUCUUGGGUUCUGCCAUGCCUGGAUCAUGACCCUUACCCCCACACCUCCCGAGAUCGUGACGCCACUUGAGUUGAAUUUUCCAUGUUCCUUUUUACCUCUGAUUUGGAUCUUUUUGUUUUUGAGAAACAUUGAGAAAUUCAAUUAAAUGCUUUUGGAAUAAAA